Messenger RNA from Acanthamoeba castellanii str. Neff, 1710 nucleotides. RefSeq names its product helicase conserved Cterminal domain containing protein. The record is from RefSeq and is a predicted model, not a curated record. Gene Ontology annotation, molecular function: ATP binding; ATP-dependent chromatin remodeler activity. The transcript has 4 exons. NCBI's taxonomy places the organism in Eukaryota, Discosea, Longamoebia, Acanthamoebidae. Bases 1 to 1710 code for a protein of 569 amino acids.
AUGUUCCUUUUGCUCAUCGCGCUCCAGGCACCACCGGAAGAUGUUGGUGUGCCAUGGAUGAAAUGUGCCAUGCUUGUGUUGACGCUGAGCCGCGUGCUCUGCCAGUUCAACUGUGUCGUACUGGAUGAGGCACAUGCUGUGCUCAACAAGGACACCUGUGUGGCUGGCGUCAUCGCGGAUCUGCAGGCGCUGCUCUGUUGGGCGAUCACGGCGUCCCCCAUCCACAACACGCUCGAUGAUAUUGUGCUGCUCCUCUGGUUCCUCCGUCUCCAACCCUACACCGCCUCUCCACAUCAAUGGUGUAAGGAUAUCAUGGACAUUGCCUGGUGGGAUUGCGCUGGGGCGCUCCGCCGACUUCACGCCAUCCUCGCGCCCAUUACCAUCUGGCGUGGAUCGUCCCAGCUUGGAUUGCCGCCCAUGCAGUACAAUGAGAUUGUGCUGCAGCCCUCCGAAUUGCAGAAGGCCUUCUGUGAUGCCCUGCUUCGCUACUGCGAACCGGCGCGAAACUACAGCAUGUUGGUGCUCAUGCUCAUCAACUACAUGCGCGAGGCCGUGUGCCACCCGAGCAUGGUCAUCAACUCGAUGAAGCGAUUGGCUGACAUCAGGAAGAAGCGCGAUGGUAAUCAAGAGGUCGACGAUGACGAGGAGGAUCCCGAGGUGACGGCGAACGAGAUCCAAUGUGCCAUCGAUCGGCUCAUGGCGCUGUCCACCGACGAGGGCCGUGAGGAUGAGUGCUGCAUAUGCAUGGAAACCGAGGCCACGCUGCUCGCCACGCCGUGUUAUCACGGAUGCUGCGCCGGAUGCUGGGAGAAGAUCGAGAGCUACGCAUCCGAUGGCAUCGUUCGAUGCCCACAGUGUCGCGCCGAGGUGUUGGGCACGGCCCCUCGCGAGGAACGCGUGCAGGUGCUACAAACCGAGCUCGAGGUGGCGCGUGCGAUCCCGAACGCGGUUGACGAGAGUGCGUGGGACGAAUCAUGCAAGAUCGACUACCUGUUGGCCGAAGUCAAACUCCAUGGCGCCACCGACAAGAUCAUCAUCGUGUCGCAGUGGGGCGACGUGAGCGCCGAGCAUCGCACCGAAUCCAUCCGCCGAUUCCAGACCAAUCCCGACGUGCGGAUCUGUCUGCUGUCGCUCAACUCGUCGUCCGAGGGCAUCACGCUCACGGCCGCCACGCGCAUGUACAUACUCGAUCCGUGGUGGAAUCCGGCGCGCGACUACCAGGCACUGCAUCGCAUGCACCGGAUCGGACAAACGCGACCGGUCACCAUCAACGCCAUCUACGUCGCCGAUACGGUCGAGGACCAGAUCCGGACGAUGCGCGCGGCCAAGGGCGCGAUCGCGAGCGCCACCGUCGGCGAUGGCGCACCACCUCAAGAGUUUGAUUGGACACAGGAGGCAAAGAUCAUCUUCCAGCUCGAUACCGACGACGUGACACAUCGCAAGCGCAAGGCAACACCCAAACCGCCACCGAAGUGUGCCAUGCCCGGAUUCUCUUCGUCAUCGUCUACACCAUCGGGCUUCGACGCCGGAUACGUGCGGCAAGUGCGCGAGGAGAUCCAAAAGAUCCGAGAGAGACGCGAGCUCUCGCGUCGACCCGCCAAGCGGUCUCGAUUCUACAACCGACCAACACCGACUCCGCCAAAGCCCGUGUACACCACGAGCAACACGGAGGGGCGCUUCCUCACGGGCGACCAUCCGCUUUUUUUGUGA